GGGCAGGUGAGCGGCGCCGGGUGAGGCGGGUCUGGUGGGAUCCUGUCCAUCGCGGGUGGGAUAAACAUCGGGUCGCGGUGCUGGGGGGGCCCGAGACUCUCAGCCAUGCGGGGAGGUGGCUGCCGGACCCACUUGUGGCGGCGUGCGUCCGGCUGGUCCUUCCCGGCCCAAGGGCUGCCAGCGCCUCAGGUGCCCAGGGAGGGGCUGGGAACCGCAGCUCAGCAAAGCCGCGACCCGGGUAGAACAUCCAGAAAUGGAUCCUGAAGCCCUCAAGAAAUACUCAGCGUUGCAUCCUAAGCCUCCUGGACUUACUCUUCAUUAUGGCACCGCCGGGUUUCGCACCAAGGCCGAACAGCUUGAUCACGUCAUGUUCCGCAUGGGCAUGCUGGCUGUUCUUAGGUCCAAAGCCGUGGCAUCUACUAUUGGCAUCAUGGUUACUGCAUCUCACAAUCCUGAAGAAGAUAAUGGUGUGAAGCUGGUUGAUCCCCUUGGAGAAAUGCUGCAUCCUUCCUGGGAAGAGUAUGCCACACAACUAGCAAAUGCAGAGGAGCAAGAGUUGCAGGAAACAGUUACUGACAUCUGCCAAAAAGCAGCAGUGAACCAGCACAAAGAUGCUUCCGUUUUUAUUGGCAGAGACACCAGGCCAAGCAGUGAGAAACUUUCGCGGUCAGUAAUAGACGGUAUCUCCGUUCUAGGUGGUCAGUACCACGAUUAUGGUCUGGUGACAACACCACAGCUACAUUAUAUGGUCUGCUGCCAAAACACCCAAGGGCAGUAUGGGAAAGCAACGCUGGAAGGUUAUUAUGAAAAACUAUCCAAAGCUUUUAUGGAACUGAUAAAAAAGUCUCCCGGCUCUGGAGAGAGUCAGAGGCACCUGAAGAUUGACUGUGCCAACGGAAUAGGAGCCCUGAAACUGUCAGAAAUGCAGCCCUACUUGCCAAAGGAAUUACUAAUUCACCUCUAUAAUGAUGGAACCAAGGAGAAACUCAAUUACUUAUGUGGUGCAGAUUUUGUGAAAGUUCACCAGAAACCACCUAGAGGGCUCGACAUGAAGCCCAAUGAGAGAUGCUGCUCAUUUGAUGGUGAUGCAGACAGAAUUGUUUACUACUACAAGGAUGAAACUGGCCGUUUUCACCUAAUUGAUGGAGAUAAAAUAGCAACUUUAAUUAGUAUCUUCCUUAAAGAACUUCUUGGCAAGGUGGGACAGACCUUAAAGAUGGCAGUGGUGCAAACAGCGUACGCCAAUGGGAGUUCCACACGCUACCUUGAGGAAACACUGAAGGUACCUGUGCACUGUGUCAAAACAGGAGUGAAGCACUUGCAUCAUAAGGCCCAGGAGUUUGAUGUUGGUGUUUAUUUUGAGGCAAAUGGACAUGGUACAGUAUUAUUUAGUAAAGCUGCUGAAACUAAAAUAAGACAACUGGCAAACGAGGAGAAAGAUGAUGAAAAAAGAGAAGCAGCGAAGGUGCUAGAAAACAUGAUCAACCUGAUUAAUCAGACAGUUGGUGAUGCUGUCUCAGACAUGUUGGUCAUUGAGGCAAUCCUGGCUCUGAAAGGCCUGACAGUGCAACAGUGGGAUGCCAUCUACACCGACCUUCCCAACCGGCUGCUCAAGGUUCAGGUUGCAGACAGGCGAGUUAUUGACACAACAGAUGCAGAGAGGAGGGCAGUUACACCUCCAGGACUACAGGAGGAAAUCGAUGCGCUUGUAAAGAAGUACAAAUUGUCACGGGCGUUUGUCCGUCCAUCAGGAACAGAAGAUGUAGUUAGAAUAUAUGCUGAAGCAGAUACACAGGAGAACACGGACGCCCUUGCCCAUGAAGUCAGCCUGGCUGUUUACCACCUCGCAGGUGGAAGAGGAGAACCCCCCCAGCCUCUAUAACAAGUGACACAACUGCAGUUAAAGUUUGUAACUUGACUUAUUUUUUUUAAUAUUACUUUCUUACCACUUGCUCUUGUGGACGUACCCAAACCUGCCUGAGAGUAGCGAAGAUUAAUCAGAACUGAGUGGAAUAUUAUUCUGCUUAUUUUUUACCUCUAUUAGCAACUUACCUCUUAAUGAGAUACUCUUGCUGCUGAAUGUUUCCCCUGCAAGUAUGUGUAACUUCUGAAGUUGAAGUGACUUAGAGGCACCUCACGUCUUGACAGGCAGCGGCCUGGCCAUGCCCAGAAGGAAUCAUGCUCCCACCCAGCUUAUUUCGUAGGUUAUUGUCACCUUGUGCCUGAAGUCCUGCUCCCACAUCCCCAGCACACUGCUGCAGAAACAUCACCCGACCUCCCACAGCAACUGCAGCGUCCCUGGGCAAACAGUGUCAGGCAGAGCCUGGUGCUGGUCUUGAGAUUCAGUUCACCUCAGUUCAAGAGGGAAACAACAUGAUGAAAGAGCAUUUUGCAAAUAAUAACAUAUCAUUGCAAUAAUAUCCUAAUUGGAUACUUUUACAAAAUUAAGAUAUUAUGCUAAUACUAUAUAUAAUCACUUUUAAGACAGGAGGACAGUGCCAAGUUUGUUUUCUGUGGCCCUUACUCCUCAGCAGUGUGAAGGGGUGGGGCAAGGGGAUGUAAUGUUUUAGACACACAAGUAUUCCGCUCUGCAUAGAUGAGUUCAGGGUACCUACCUCUGACAAAUGUGUUCUUCAUGGCGGUCCGGUAUUAACUCCUGGAAUGAUGGCAUUUUCCAGAUUGCUAAAUAAGCACAAGUUCCAAUUGAUUAAAAAAAGACAAAUAAACUGGAAACAAAUUGAAAAAA
Columba livia (rock pigeon) is the source of this 2746-nucleotide messenger RNA. RefSeq names its product phosphoglucomutase 3 (gene PGM3). Gene Ontology annotation, biological process: UDP-N-acetylglucosamine biosynthetic process; carbohydrate metabolic process; hemopoiesis. The transcript is spliced from 13 exons. The record is from RefSeq and is a predicted model, not a curated record. Bases 254 to 1882 code for a protein of 542 amino acids. Lineage: Eukaryota; Metazoa; Chordata; Aves; Columbiformes; Columbidae. Gene Ontology annotation, molecular function: phosphoacetylglucosamine mutase activity; magnesium ion binding.